This is a messenger RNA of Amborella trichopoda, 2142 nucleotides long. It is a transcript of the gene LFR, whose product is annotated as ARM repeat superfamily protein. Gene Ontology annotation, biological process: regulation of transcription by RNA polymerase II; positive regulation of DNA-templated transcription; chromatin remodeling. The record is from RefSeq and is a predicted model, not a curated record. Lineage: Eukaryota; Viridiplantae; Streptophyta; Magnoliopsida; Amborellales; Amborellaceae. Gene Ontology annotation, molecular function: nucleosome binding; protein binding. Gene Ontology annotation, cellular component: brahma complex; nucleoplasm; SWI/SNF complex.
AUGCACCAAAAUUAACAAAGUUUGAAGGUGCGCCUUCUUUGUUUGGUUAAGUUGCAUAAGGCGCGUAAUUUUCCUUGGUGCUCCUCUCCAAAAAGGAAAAAAUAAUAUUAAACAAUAAUAAAAGUCGCAAACGCAAGAACGCUGCAUAUGGUAGCAAAAUCAGAGGUUUUCGGGUUAUUCGUCUUUUCCUUUCUCUCUCAAAUGUGAUUUUACUCUAUAGGAAAAACCAGAGACCUCUGCAAAUUUAGAAUGUUAAAGAAAGAGAACCCCAAAACUAGGUCAGAAAUGGCGGGAAACUCAGGUGGCGGAGGUGGAGGAGCUGGCACUGCAACACCUGGUGCAAAGAGAGGUCGUCCUUUUGCCUCAGCUUCUUCGACCCAUUCAGAGCAUGCCAUGCCUUCCACACUUCUUGGUCCGUCUCUGCAAGUUCAUUCCACUUUUCAAGAUCAAAACCACAAAAGGAUAGUUCUGGCUUUGCAAAGUGGGCUAAAAAGUGAAAUGAUUUGGGCACUGAACACUCUUACAUUGCUCUCAUUUAAGGAGAAGGAUGAAAUCAGGAGAGAUACGACACCUCUUGCAAAAAUACCAGGACUGCUAGAUGCUCUUCUACAAGUUAUUGAUGACUGGCGUGAUAUGGCAUGCCCCAAGGAUACAUGGAGGCCAUCAAGGUAUCGAGCACUGGGGACAAACAGUGUUGUUACAGGCUUUGGGUCUGCGUAUGAGGCUGCUGGCUUGAAAGAUUCUCUUUCUCGUCUCAGUUCUGAGACUGGAUUAUCCAAUUCAGAAGGUCCAGUUAGUACAGGACCUAAACGUAGGGCCACGGAGUGGUGGUUUGAGGAAGAUGGUCUUUUUAAUGUGGAUGAAGAGGGUCGGGCAGAAAGGCAGCAGUGUGCUGUUGCUGCUUCGAAUAUCAUCCGCAAUUUCUCAUUCAUGCCAGAGAAUGAGACAAUCAUGGCACAACAUCGCCAUUGCUUGGAAACUUUGUUUCAGUGCAUACAAGACUACAUUACUGAGGAUGAAGAACUUGUUACCAAUGCACUGGAGACCAUUGUCAACCUAGCUCCACUUCUGGACCUGCGAAUUUUCAGCUCCUCAAAGACAUCUUAUAUUAAAAUAACAGAGAAAUCUGCAGUCCAAGCAAUUGUUGGGAUGUUGGGAUUGCCUGUCAAGGCUUGGCACUGUGCAGCUGCUGAACUCAUCGGAAGGCUAAUUAUAAACCCUGAUAAUGAACCAUUUCUUCUUCCUUGCGCUCCAAAGAUAUACAAGCGCUUAGUUGAUCUUUUGGGUUUUCCAGUUGUUGAUUCUCAGGCAGGAGCUGUUGCUGCACUGUACAACCUUGCUGAAGUCAAUGCUGACUGUCGAUCGAAGAUUGCCCAUGAGCGAUGGGCAAUAGAACGACUUUUGAGGAUUAUUCGUGCUCCGCAUCCCAUGCCAGAGGUUUGCAGGAAAGCCUCGUUGAUAUUGGAAAGCCUCGCAUCUGAGCCACAAAAUCGGGGUGCACUUCUUGCUUUUGAGAAUGCCUUUUCUGAGAUCCUCUUCUCGGAUACAAGGAGUUCAGAUUCAUUUGCAAGGAUACUCUUUGAACUGACCUCGAGGUCUAAUAACAAAGUUGCAAUGGCUCGUGGUAUUUGGGGAAUGUAAAAUUUUUGCAAUUAAAUAAAGAUUCUGUCAAGAAGUUAUUCUUAAAGUGAAAUGUGAUAUUGGGUAUCCUGUAUCUUAAGAGAAACAAAGCAUAUUACAUUUCACAGAGAGGAUAUGGAAUCAGAUGCUUGUUGCUGCUAUUUAUUGUAAGUGGCAAAAUUUUAGAAAUGUGGGACCUAAGCUUACAACUGAUAUUGGUCCACCAAACCUUGUUUGUAAACUCAGCAUUUAUAGUUUUGUUAGAACCGGAUAGAUGGAUGGAUGAUUAGUGAUGCUGGACGCAGACGCAGAUGCAGAGACAGGGCAUUAAAGAGGUUGUUGAAGAUGCGCACAUCAUAUGCUUGGAGAAAAAGCAUAGGUGCUCAAGGUGGUAGGUGCCAUAACACGAAGUCUGUUUCUUGUACUUAUCGUGGAUAAGGGGCCCUUUCCUUGCUGAACUACCAAAAAAAAAUAAAUUGUAUUAACUACCCAAAAAAAGAAGUGCUUGAAAAAGUUGUACCA